This is a messenger RNA of Rhinocladiella mackenziei CBS 650.93, 978 nucleotides long. RefSeq lists its product as uncharacterized. The coding region runs from base 1 to 978 and encodes 325 amino acids. Lineage: Eukaryota; Fungi; Ascomycota; Eurotiomycetes; Chaetothyriales; Herpotrichiellaceae. Gene Ontology annotation, cellular component: nucleolus. Gene Ontology annotation, biological process: small-subunit processome assembly; endonucleolytic cleavage in ITS1 to separate SSU-rRNA from 5.8S rRNA and LSU-rRNA from tricistronic rRNA transcript (SSU-rRNA, 5.8S rRNA, LSU-rRNA); endonucleolytic cleavage in 5'-ETS of tricistronic rRNA transcript (SSU-rRNA, 5.8S rRNA, LSU-rRNA). Gene Ontology annotation, molecular function: RNA binding. The transcript has a single exon. The record is from RefSeq and is a predicted model, not a curated record.
AUGUCACUGGAGAAAAGAAACGUCUACCUCGAUCAUGAUUCCUCGGACGAGUCAGAUCACGAUGCUGGCUACGAUUCCGAAGCGGCAGAGGUUUCCAAGGCAGGCAGAGCGAGUAAGAGGCGGAAAAUAGAGCUUGAAUACACAGACGAUGAAGGCGAUGAAAUUGAAGCAGAUACAGUGUUGGCAAAGGACCCGGCUGCGGCAGUUUUAGCCAAUGCUGCUGAGAACGACGAAGCCGUAGACGCCGAUGCACGCUCAGAAAAUGACGACGACCCAGUCGCAGGCCUCCCUCAACCUUCCGAAGCAACUGAUUCCCAAACGAAGAGGCAAAAGAAGGAAAAAGACAAAACUCAAUCAAAACCCAAAGGAGAAACCCCCGGUGUGGUCUACCUAUCCUCACUCCCGCCAUACCUCAAACCCUCUGCGCUCCGCAACCUCUUGGAACAACGCGGCUUCGGCCCCAUUAAACGCCUCUUCCUCUCGCCCGCCUCAAAACACAAAUCAAGUUCAAAGAAGAACUCGCGCCAACUUUACACAGAAGGCUGGAUUGAAUUUGCGUCGAAGAGCACGGCGCGACGAUGUGCUGAGACGCUGAAUGCGCAACUUGUCGGUGGGCGGAAGGGUGGAUUCUAUCACGACGAUGUCUGGAACAUGAAGUACCUGAGGGGAAUGCGGUGGGAGGAACUGAUGGCGGGAGUGAGGGAGGAGAAGAGAGAGGAGGAAGGGCGGAGAGACGAAGAGCGCAGAAUUAUUGCUCGGGAGACGAAGAGGUUUAUUGAAGGUGUGGAGGAGGGGAGGAGACGCGAGGGGAUUAAGAGGACUCGAGAGCGGAGAGGAAACACACGAGGAGAUGUGGAUGGCGAGGCGAAGAGGACGUGGAGACAAGCUGAAGUCAAGGGCCAAAAUCCGGGAAGAAAGGGAGAUGAAAGGGAAAAGAUCGGUGAUGAAGUCAAGCAGGUUUUGGGGAAGAUUUUCUAA